This is a messenger RNA of Daldinia caldariorum, 996 nucleotides long. Its product is annotated as acid phosphatase/Vanadium-dependent haloperoxidase. The coding region runs from base 1 to 996 and encodes 331 amino acids. Gene Ontology annotation, biological process: phospholipid metabolic process. NCBI's taxonomy places the organism in Eukaryota, Fungi, Ascomycota, Sordariomycetes, Xylariales, Hypoxylaceae. The transcript is spliced from 2 exons. Gene Ontology annotation, molecular function: phosphatidate phosphatase activity. The record is from RefSeq and is a predicted model, not a curated record.
AUGCUUGUUCUCGGCGUAGUAGCUUUUGGAGUCUACAUUCUUCGCCCCGUUAAUAUACGAACAUUUCCCCUGACGGUCAUUAAUCCGCGUACCUACGAAGACACCGGCGAGGUCGUCUACCCCGAACUCGCAUACCCAUCUCGCCCUCAGCUUGUUUCCUCGGAAGCCGAUACGGCUAUCGUAAUCGUAUUUCCUAUCUUCACAAUCUUGCUUUUUCAGAUUCGCAUCCAGAAUUUCUGGGAUCUCAAUAAUGCUAUCAUCGGCAGCAUAUAUGCCCUCGAAAUCUCAGCCGCGUUCCAGGUCAUGAUCAAGUGGCUUAUCGGCGGUUUCAGGCCAAACUUCUACGACGUCUGCCAGCCCGAUCCGAGCCUGGCAGACGACCCGGAAUUCAAUGUGACAGGACUGAACGGGGUUGGCUAUAGACAAUACAUGUUUACCUCGGAGAUCUGCACAAGUGGCCAAGGCCGGCCUUUAUGGAACGCGAUGCAGAGCUUUCCGAGCGGUCACUCAACCGCCUCAACGGCAAGUGGCGUCUACCUCUUCUUAUACCUGAACGCGAAGCUCAAAGUGUUUGCGAAUUAUCAUCCUUCUAUGUGGAAGCUCAUCCUGGUCUAUUGCCCAAUCCUUGGGGCAGCCCUCAUCUGCGGGUCGUUAUCAGUUGACGGAACUCACAACUGGUACGAUAUUCUCGCCGGUAUGACUAUAGGUAUUAUUUUCGCAAUCUCGUCGUAUCGUACGGUCUACGCGAGUGUUUGGGAUUGGCGCACCAAUCACAUCCCUCUGAAUCGAGGGGCUGCGUUGGUAUUGAAAGAGGACUGGGAAAGCUCAGAUCUAGUCUUUACGAGCAGAGCCGGCUGGAGGAAAGGGCACUCGAAUAAUGAGAAAGAAACACUGCCAGAACCUGUUACGAGAAGCGGAGUUAUGGACAGCUCUCUUAGUAUACAUUCCGCAGCUGUAGCACGGCCUCAACAUAGUGGUGUUCUCUCUAGUGAUUGA